Molecule: messenger RNA, 2166 nt
Organism: Pelobates fuscus (common spadefoot toad)
Lineage: Eukaryota; Metazoa; Chordata; Amphibia; Anura; Pelobatidae
Product: coiled-coil domain-containing protein 17-like
Exons: 13
Coding region: 191-2101 (636 amino acids)
Source: RefSeq, a predicted model, not a curated record
CAGUUUGUCUUGUAAACUGAAUGAACUAAUUUGAACAAAAAAAGGGAAAUGCUCCACGAUAGAAUGUCCAUUUUAUGAUGGCCAUUAAGCACAAAUAACCUGAAUUCUUCAUGAGUUUAGUUUUGUAAGAAGAUUUUGGUAUUUAUACCACGUGUACAGCCUGGUGUAUCCUAAUUGACUUUUAGCUAAAAUGACAGAAUAUUUAAGAUGCCCAAGCUGCAAUAUGACUUUCAAGUCCUCUUUAUUACUUGAAAAACACAGAGAAAAGUUCUGUAUUGGAGGAGACAUCGGAAGAUUAAGAGAAACACAAACGCCAUUGGACAUGGUUAACAGACUCAGAAAUUUCAGAAGAACGCAGGACAAUCAACAGUUGCAAAAUAAAGUGAAAGAAAUGAGUGGUGACAAAAUGACAGAUCAUAUUCUAGACCAAAGGAAAAACAAGGUUGACAGUGGUGAGACAGGUGAAAUGUAUAGGAUGGCACGCAAAACACAUGAUCAGGAAACACAGCUACGCUAUCUUGCAGAAGCUCACAGCAAGCAAAUUAAUGAAAUUAUGUCUCAAAAUAAGCUCUUGGAAAAACAACGGGAUGAUAUUGUGCAGAAAUUGAAUGAAAUAUCCGCUCAAAACAAGAACACAGGUUAUCUAGAAAAAAUGGUAAAAUAUUUGUCUGAUCAAGAGCAGAAGAAUGAACUACUUCUUACAACCAUGAAGCAACAGAUAGACAUGCUGCAGGUCGAAGCAAUGAAAAAAGCAAUGCAAAGCAGGCAUAGUGACCACACAGAAUCUCGAAGAAUAGAAAAGGUCCCGUCUCCCACACGCCAUGCGUAUCUUCCCUUCAUUGGAGGAGGAGGUCUAUCUUCUGAGAUCAGUGCCUUGCGUCUGACUUACCUGCAAAAUGGAGGAAAUGAUCGUAUGAUCUUAGCACACUUACAGGAACUUUUAACAGAAGCACAGAUGAUAGAACAACGAGAAAAACGAAUGCGACCAAUUCGCAAGAAAACCAAAAGAGAACACGGGACAGUAAAGUGGCACAUGAAUGAGAAGUUAAUCAAUCUUGAAAUUGAAAACCAACAAUUAGAGGAACAACUCUUCAGACUUCAGCUGCAAAGACAGAAAAAUAGCAGGCUUCCUUGGACAACCCAUGGAGCUGAAGUCGAGAAAAGUGUACAAUUGCCAAAGUUCAUGAGAGAAAACACCCGUCAAAAUAUAAAGACUCUGAAUGCAGAAUUGGAAGUGUUAAAGCAAGAACUGCAAAUUCAGAAAUUGAAGCGUCGCGUAAAAACCUCAGCUACUCGUCGAGCCAUUCCACAGGCCCUUUCAGUUCUUCCAAUGGAAGAAGACAGGCCUGAAACUCCAGACCUUUCUAAAAAUUUACAGAUAUUCAGUCACGGGUUGGAACCUGCCCCAUAUGAUCCUAUCACUGGGUUUGUUGUGUUUUAUGACUACAUACUUGGGCUUGACCCAACCUACAGAGUAUGCCGGUUAGCUGUAAGUCUUUGCAAUGGAGGUCUGGAGAUGGGAAGUCCUUCACCCCUCCCCCCAAUUUAUUGUGAAAGUUCUGCAUCCAAGCUUCAUGAGAGCAAAAAACAGAACAUAGCUAUUUUAGCCACGAAGCAAGCCGUCCCCAGAGUACGGCCAUCUCCAAAUAUAUCAUUGAUUAUUGAGCUUCAGGCAUCAGGAGGAUAUGAUCCUUAUGGCCAAGAAGUCAGUCGUUUAAUUCCUCGAGGAUGGGUGAAAAUAGAUAUUUUUGAUUAUCAAAAUCGGGUCAUUAGCGGACAGUGGAAAGUUCCAAUUCGUAUCCUUCCCGUCAAACCUUCUCUCACUACAGGGGCACUGAAUGGAGUACCACAGUUGGAAAAUACAGAAUUGUAUAUCCGGCUCGUCAAUGCAAGGAAUGCCGACACACAAAGCCUUUAUCCCAUUGAUGUUAACAAUUCUUUGGUCUAUAAAUACCCGCCUUUGACUGCAGCUUAUUUCCACCCUGAAGAUCUUAUGCUUCAGUCGCCUUAUUAUUCCUCAUACCUCACCAAGAAUAUGCAGCCUACAUACGGCGAUAUGGUGGAUUCUCCUCCUUCAAGGGACAAAAUAUGGACACAAUAAUAUUUUAUAAAUCAAUCAUCAUUUGCGUUCAGUUUUCCUUAACAUUUGCUCACAAUAUAAAUAAA